Capsicum annuum is the source of this 1660-nucleotide messenger RNA. Its product is annotated as nifU-like protein 2, chloroplastic. Gene Ontology annotation, biological process: iron-sulfur cluster assembly. Lineage: Eukaryota; Viridiplantae; Streptophyta; Magnoliopsida; Solanales; Solanaceae. The transcript is spliced from 4 exons. Bases 639 to 1373 code for a protein of 244 amino acids. Gene Ontology annotation, molecular function: iron ion binding; iron-sulfur cluster binding. Gene Ontology annotation, cellular component: chloroplast stroma; mitochondrion. The record is from RefSeq and is a predicted model, not a curated record.
AUUGCCCUGCUUAUCAAUCAAAACUAGCUUACUAAUAAGAUAGGUUACUUUUUUAUUUUAAAUUUAAAUAGUUAACUAGUUUCACUUACAUUAACUGCAAUUGCAUAAGCGAUGUGUAAAUAUUUACAAAUUAUAUUUGACGCGGUCUAUAAAUUAUGCUCCUACUAGUUAAAUUAUAAAUUAUGUUAGAUUUCACGUUAUAAAGUUACUCCUAAUUUCAUUUCUUAAUAUUUAUUCCACUUUUAACUUUAAAAUAUGGAGAUAUACUAAUGCGGUGUAAAUGAGAAACAUAUAUAUUAAAUAGAAAUGAGUAAUAAAUUGAGAUAAUUUUAGUUAAAUUAUUUUUUAAUUAAUAUUUUCUUUAAAAAAUGUGAUAAAUAUUUAAGGACGAAGGAGGAGACUAGUUUGGAAAUGACUUUUCAAUCGUAUGAGAGCAAAGACAAAAAAAAAAAAAAAAAAAAAAAAAAAAGAAGAACAGAUGGACACACCAAAAAAGAAAUAAAUUUUCCGGUCCACAAAUAGAAGAAAAAGGCAAUGUUAAAAACAAGAAGGGAAGUCAGAAACUCAAAGAGAAAACAAUCAUCAAAUUGAUAGUAUAUUUUAGGUUCGUUUUUUUCAAUUGAGAAGAUAAAAAAGAGAUGCAAUCAGCCAUGCUGUUGAAUCCUCCGUACAUUUCUACAAAUUUCCAAACCCUAGAAUCUUCAUCUUCCUCAUGUUCUCCUUCUUCUUCCACCGCCACUCUUUUCCUUCCUCUUCCUCUCAAGACAUCGGGCUUCUUUGGAGGUCGAAUUUCCUCAUGGACUAAGCGUAUUCCAUCAUCCCGCUCCCUGCUCAGAGCUUCACGGCAUCAGGUUGUAAAGGCUGUUACAACUCCAGAUUCGGCAGUAGAGCCAAAUUCAGCGAUAGAAUUACCACUUACUGCAGAAAACAUUGAGAGUGUGUUGGAUGAAAUUCGACCAUAUCUGAUUUCAGAUGGCGGAAACGUUGCAUUACAUGAAAUUGAUGGCAAUGUUGUUAAGCUAAAACUACAAGGAGCGUGUGGCUCCUGUCCAAGUUCAGUCACGACAAUGAAGUUGGGAAUUGAGCGUCGUUUGAUGGAAAAGAUACCAGAAAUUGUUGCGGUUGAAGCAGUUCCAGAUGAAGAAACUGGCCUUGAGCUUAACGAAGAAAACAUAGAGAAGGUUCUUGAAGAGAUACGGCCAUAUCUUGUUGGGGCUGCUGGUGGAAGUUUGGAGCUUGUUGCAAUUGAGGAGCCAAUAGUUAAAGUCCGAAUCACAGGCCCUGCAGCUGGUGUUAUGACUGUUCGAGUGGCCGUAACUCAGAAACUGAGGGAAAAGAUCCCAGCAAUAGCAGCAGUCCAACUCUUACAGUAGAAUGUGUCCCACAACUUAUCUUUCAAUGGCGAUGGCAUAAGCAGAGGAACAGGAGCAUGAUCGGCUCAGUUUGCGUCACACAAUCAGAUGUUACCGAUGUGAUGUGCCAUGUAACGAAACAGUACACACUGUUUUGUACAGUUGCGCUGCAUCUAAUUUCAGUCUUUAUGUUCUACGUAUAAUAUUGUAUUAUAUUUGAAUAGGCACCCUGGAAGGGGAUUUGCAAUACCCAGUUUGAGGCCUGUGAUGUGAGUUAUUCAAACACAGAAUGUUUAGGAUUUUUCUCA